Messenger RNA from Schistocerca gregaria, 9041 nucleotides. RefSeq lists its product as uncharacterized. The transcript is spliced from 11 exons. The record is from RefSeq and is a predicted model, not a curated record. Lineage: Eukaryota; Metazoa; Arthropoda; Insecta; Orthoptera; Acrididae. Gene Ontology annotation, molecular function: DNA-binding transcription factor activity, RNA polymerase II-specific; RNA polymerase II cis-regulatory region sequence-specific DNA binding. Gene Ontology annotation, biological process: regulation of DNA-templated transcription. Bases 589 to 4857 code for a protein of 1422 amino acids.
AAGUUGGCGCUUCCCGAUAUUCUAGUCGUAGUCGAACACAAAAAUUUCAAGGUUAUCAAAUAUGGCGUGAUGGCAUGUGGGUAUUUUAAUAUUGAAUUUUAAUGUAUCUGUGUGGAAGAAGUGAUUAGCUUUCGUAAAAUGUAGUCUUUUUUUUACCUUCGACAACAGUGUUUGCGACACAGUGAGUGAAACAGCAACAAAUGUGACACCAUAGACGAUUCAAGGAAGCAACUAGCCUCACAUCAGGGUAGUGCGUGAAAUGUUCUUCGAUAUGGCCGUGAAAUUAUAUUUAACUGACGCGAGAGUAGGAUGCCGAAACAAAAGAACAUUGGUUACUGCUGCAUGUAGUAACCUUCUUCGUGCAAAAUGUUGAAUAUUAUAACUGAGAAAAACGCAUAGCUGAUUAUGAAGUCAUUAUUAAACACUUGAAAUGAAAGUUUUGAGUUAUUUGAAUACGUAGUCCCUUAUAUUUGCCCUCAGCUGUGAAAAAGAAAUGCAUUUUUCUGUUCUAUGUAAAUUACCACGUGCAACAUUUUGUAGCGGCUCUCAUAAAAUGAAAUAAAACGGUGAUACUAUUUCGAUACCACAAUGGAAAAUUCAGAUAAAUUCGGUAUUGUAAUGGAAAAACCAAAGACAGAGCCUCCUAAUAACGAUGCCUUAAAUUACGAUUCAGAUUUGUCCCCACAUUGUCACACUGUCGUCUCAGAGCUGCUAGAUUUAACAAAAUGUGAUAGGUUAGAUGGUUCUGGUGUAUGUGAUACGCGAACAGAUUCUUCAGCAAAUUGGUCACCUUCAGAAAGCAUUUUGCGUCAGGCAUUAAUGUCAUUUGCCACAGCAGAGGAGAAAACUAUGCCGUGUUAUGAACAUGGGAAAGACGACUUAAAAGACACAGAUGAAAUAUUUCAUGUGGAGGAUCUUAAAAUAUUUCCCCCUAAUUUCUUUAAUGAUAAUAUGGUGGCAAAGGCGCAUCAGCUUGAUUCUCAGCAAUUUACAUUCUUCCCAUCAGAAACCAACCCUCUGCUUCCUGAUACACUUUCUGGCGUCACCCAAGUGUGUCCUCUGAACAACAGUACAUUUAUUGCAGCACCACCUUUUGUGCCAUCAUCGUCAGUUGCUAGUCUUUCAGACUCAAGUCAGUUAUCAUUUGUCACUUCAAUUGCUCAGCAUACUGCUCCAACACCAAAUACAUCACAUUUUUCUGUAACCUCUUCGUCCUUGUCCAACAAAUGUGAUGGAUCUUUGUGUGAUAUGGCACUGCCAUCUGCAAACACCUUUGUACCCAAGCAGGACACAUUUCCAUCAUCAAAAGAUGUUACUAUGGAUGCUGCUUUCUCAGCAGUGCCAAAGACUGAGAACAACCUAACCAUUGAUGACUCUGUUCCAUUACCCUUAUUGUCAAAUUUGAAAUCAAGUUUAUCACAAGAUAUUCCAGAAAAUCAUCCCAAUCCUUCAAAUCUUGACAGGGAUGUUCUGACAACAGCUUUGUCUUCCUCUGCUGCCUUUGAUUCUGUCACCGAUGAUGAAGACGUACCUAAAUUCCUUGAUUCUGGAGUAUCUGAUGUGUGUGAGACUGAAAAUGGUAUAAAGAUUGACAUAAAAUCAGAUGAUUCGUCUGAUUUUAGCCACAAUUCAUUGAUGCCAUUACCAGAUGCCAGGCACAAAACUUCUGUCACUCAAAGCACACUGUUGCCUAUGUCAAGUAACAUAAUCUUGAACAAAAAUGAGCAUUCCACAACAUCUGUUGAACAGAUUAUUUCAAUUCCUAACACGGUAUGUGGCAGUGAAUUGAACAUUCCACUUUCAGUUCCUGUCUCCUCUGACACAGUACACAUAUGUAAUUCAGUAAUUAGUGGAGAAUCUGGACAAGUAACUUCUGUAAGAGAUCCUCGCUUAGGACAAACACCAUCUUGGCAAAACCAUGGAAUAUCUAUGGCAACAUUAAGUUCAGCUCGUGACAGAAUGCUUACAGAAUGCUCAGUGUUUGGACCAAAUACAGCAGCCACAAAUAUUUCUGGCAUCAAUGUUACAGCUAUGAUGCAAGCUUCAGGUGCUGUUCAAUUGUCAGACACGUCUGCACAGUCACUUGAUAUUUCUGCACAGUCCUCUCAGUCCUCCGCACCUGAUCAAGUUACAUCUGUAGUCACCAGUUUCUCAGCUUUGGACUCGUCUUAUGCUGUGCAGUCUCCUGCAGAAAUUCUAUCUCAGCUGUCUAGAGCUGGUGCUUUCCCUGCGAUGACAAGUAGUCAGGUGUCGUCUGUGCUGUCAGCUCUGAAUUCAGAAUUUAAUCAUGAUUCUGAAACUGAUACUGGUCCACAAGAUGAACUUAGUAAUGAACAGGUAUUGCAAGCACCGGUCAGUGUGGAAAAAGUUUCAACAACAACUCAGACUGAAGAUGUAACUUUCACAGGUAAUAUAUGCCAAGAAAGCAAAAAGACCACAGAGGUGAACUCCCCCACAGUAGCCAGUGAUCAUCCAGAGAACACCACCAGUCAUUCAGGCAAAAGUAUUAAAAAACCAGAAGUUAAAGAUGGACCAAUGGCAGUCAGUACCAAAGAAAUGCCACCACUUGUGAAUCGCAUUCCAUUGUACACAAAAAUUGUAGCUAUUAUCUUGAAAACAACACAGGCUGAAGUUAAAAAGACAGCAAUUCCAGUGGAUAACACAAAUACAAAAAAGAGUACUGACAGUUCAUCUGUGGUUUCUACUAAUCCAACAGACAUUGCCCACAAGAAAGAAGAAAAUAUAUCACCUCCAGCUUCCAUUACUAAGCAGGAAACUGUUAGUGUUAAGCCAAAAAGCAAAUUGUUGAAUGAAGAAAAACCAAGUAAUGCAAAACUGAGCUCAAAAUUAAAAAAGAAGAAGCCGAAAAACAAUUGGUCUAAACCAAACAGGAACUGCUCUGCAAGACACGUCCAUACAAAAAAUUCCGCAGUCAAACUUAAGAGACGCAAAAAAGCUAAACAAAAUAAUGAUAGUUAUAUUUCAAAAUUUGUUGAAAAACUUUUCUGUUACAGGUGCAAAUUUUGUCCAUUCAUUAGUCUGCAGAAAUCUGCAGUAAGUUUACAUAUUGAAAAGGAACAUGCGGCCAAUGUGGAAGCUUCAAGUGGUCCCAUGCAGUUAAAAUGUGUCAUCUGUCAACGCAUAUAUGAAGGUGUGGCUCCUCUCAAAGAGCACUUGCUUAGUGUCCAUAAACUGACUGACGAAAAAGCCAAAGAACUCGCAACUAGUUCACUCUUCAGGAAUAAGAAUUUAGUAAUAAAUCACGUUGCAGAGAAAGAGACCGCCAUUGUAGAUAAGAGUGUUAAAAAUGAUUCUUCAGAGAUCAAUACCAAAGUUGCUGAGAAUAAUGAAAAACCAAAAGAUAAAACAUUCAUGGAGAAAAGUAGAAUAAGAGUAAAAAAUUUGGAGAGUGAGAAGGUUUCAUUUUCAGAGGUGUCACCUUCAGUGAAAGAGAAGGAUAUUGCAGAACAAGAAGUAGCAAGCUUUAAUGGUCAUGGAAAUGACUGUACCAGCUCACCUAUUUUAGACCAGACUGCUGCAGAUUUGACAGAUAUGGCUCAACAGAAUGAAGGCACUCAUAAAGUUAAUUCCUACAACUAUAAGCCUGCGUGGCUGCAGUGUCGUGUUUUGGUGAAAGAGGAUGGAGCCAUAGAAGCUGCAGAUGAAAAACUAAAAAUUGCUAGAAAACGUGGCAGACCAAAAGGAUCCAGAAAUCAAUUAACCUCUGGUAGUAGCAGAAAGAAAGCUUCAUCAAAUUCAACAAAUGAGAAGGAGACUGGCUUCAGCUGUAACAUAGACAACUGUGCAGUCCGUAUGCGCUCUCUAGAAAACAUUGAGUAUCACAGACGAUGUCAUAAUGGUGCCCAGUAUUCUUGUCCAGAAUGCAGCCAUGUUCACUGCCAUUGGAAUGGAAUGAGCACACACUUAUGGCGGACACAUGUAAUAAAUAUGGAGCUAUUUUCUUGUGAUCAGUGCUCUUAUAAAACAACAAGUUACAGCAAGCUGAUCAACAUGCAUAAACGAAUCCAUGGCAGUGAGCGACCUUUCCUCUGUGAUACAUGUGGCAAGGGCUUCAAGAAUACAAAACAGUUACGAAAUCACAGGAGCAUCCACUAUGCAAGUUCCAAAUCAAGGCAAGAGCAUGAAGGAGAAUGUGAUGUAUGUGGCCGAACUUUUUCCACUUUGCGCAAAUUGCGACUGCACAAGGAUAACGUCCACCAUAAGGUCCGUCGACACCUGUGCAGUAACUGUGGCUACUGCGCGUCCUCCAUCAGCUCCCUGAAAAUGCACAUGAGGCAACAUACAGGUGAAAAGCCAUUCAAAUGCAAUGAAUGCGACUACCAGACCUCCGACCACAAUUCCCUCCGGCGUCACAAAAUGCGCCACAGUGGAGCCAAGCCUUACAAGUGCCCUCACUGUACUUACGCUUGCAUUCAGUCCAGUACAUACAAGGCACAUAUAAAAACCAAACAUCCAGGUCUAGAUAAUGGCUUGAUGUUUAGCUGCAACGAAUGUAAUUUUCAUACUGUGAAAGAAGAUAACUACUUGGCACAUUUGGGAGAGCACAAACUGGGCACAUUUCCUGCCAACAAGAAGUUGAAGAAAUUGCAGGACGAGGAUAGUGGAGGAUUUAAUUUCGAUAUGCCAUUUGAAUCAGAUUACGUUGCACACCUAGUUGAGCCCUUACUUGUGGACAGCAAUGGGAUGCGGCAACGUCUUCCAGAACUGAGUGUUCAUGCUGCAGAGACUAUUUCAGAUAUUCAGUUUCACCCAGGACGGGAAAAUGAACAAAUCAUGGGGGACUUCCAAGAACCUCGAGAGCUGAAGUUUAGUGUAUUGCAACAAGCAGCCCCCUGAAGAUACAAGCUAACAUCAUAUUCCUGACUUGACAACUAAAGGAUUCUAAUAGUAAACUGUUCAGCAUGUCACUUAAUUCACUGUUACUUUUAACUGAUCCUGUCCUAAGCAGUGAAUAGAUGAGCAAAUUCCUUAUCCUUUGACUUGCAUUUUUUGAACUAGUCUUUAGAGUCCUCUUGCUUCUGUUGUUUUUCUUGUUGUUGUUAUUACAAGACAUUAUUGUAUGCAUAAAAAUGUUUAAGUCACACAUAUGAUAGAGAUAUAAAGAAGUUGACACCGAGUCUCCACAAAAUGUAAGAUUUAUUUUUUGUGAUCAAGAAUUAAAAAUGUCAAUGGAAAAAGUAGUCUGUACCAUGUAACAAGAGAGAGAAAUAUAAUAAUAAUAAUUAUUAUGGUGCUCAGCUGGACAGAGAAAUGUAAGGUAAUUUGUGUGAACUAUGUCACUUGGGCAUCUGGAUAUUGAAAAUGAUGUACAAAGUUUAUAACAAUGCAUAUAAGACAAUGGACAGCACCAUAUGUCAUAAAGAUGUGAGAAGCUGUGUAUGGAGAAGAUCCUUUACACUUAAUUCUCAGGGGUAUUUAUUCCUCUUUAGCAUCUCUCUUGUCAUGUAUGUUGAAUGGUUCACAUUUCAUUAUCUUUUUGCAAAUUUUGUAUAACUUGUUUUUGUUAUUUCUUGCACAAAGAAGGAGAUCUUUGGCUACAAAUCCCAGAUUCAGUGUCAGCUUUCAUAAUCACAGUGUAGACCAAUCUACAAUUUACUUUUCCAGUACACUGUUUCCAUUGCUAAACAUUCUGCAACGUGCUUUGCAGUGGGUAAUAUUCACCUCUAAAUCCAUUUUUUGUGCCUGUCCUUUGAAACUCUGUUUCCUUUGCUCUGUAAACAAAUACUUACUUUGUUCAUAUUUUGCAACAAAGGAUAUGAUUGCUAGAUGUUCUGCAACUUGGAUUCAUUGUUGGGUAUUACCCACGGAGUAUUUGCAUUUGAAACAAGUCUCUGUAUAUUAAUGUUACAUUAUUUUUUAAACUAUGUUUUCUAAUUUUUUUGUGUGCGUAAGAAGCUAAUUGCAAGUAUCUUCUCUAAAGACUUGGAAACGUUGGGAACAGAAUCUAAACUUGCAUUAAAAAUAUACAAUAUUUUGAAAUAGCUACCUAAUUUAUUUAAUUUGUUAUUUCUCAUAAUAUGUUUCUUGCGGCCAAUAUGAUCUUCUGUUAAUGUACAUAAUUGUACAAGUUAUGUAAGUAUGGUAAAUGUUGUUACAUUCAUUUUUCAAUUCACUUUUUUUCAUAUGAGACUGACAUUUAUUUUAAGGGGUUUAAUAUUACAUUAUUUUUAUAGGUUGCAAUUAAAAUAUAAUUUUGUAUUCUUCAUUUAGAAGAAGUACACAUAAUGUAUAUUAAUUGUUUAAACUAUUUUGUUUUUGUACAAUGGUUGUAAACAAUGCAGAAAUUACAAUGCCAAAAUCUAUUUAUUUUUCUGUAUUUGCGUUACAAAUUAAAAGUGACCAUAUAUAAAUAAUGUAUGUUUCUUACAUUCCAUCCAUACAUUGAGGUAACAUUAUUGGAAGUGUACAAUGGUUUCGAUUUGAAGCAUUUUCCACUAAAUAAAUUAAUAGUAAUCAUGACAUUAAUUAUUAAAUGAAUGUCCAUGGAAUGUUAUUGUUUUAAAGGACUGUGAUACCACUACGUUUGUAUAUAGCUAUGUAAUCUUUAGUAUGUCCUAUUUCCUUAAAUGUUUGUAAUUUCCAUCCAACAUCUUGAAAGUCUUUAUCAAAAGGUGCUGGUUUUGAAUGUCUCCCACUACCAAUUGUUGGACCAAUGAUAAUGAGCCACCCACCUUCAUACACCUUCAAAUAAUCAUAAAAGGCCGUGUUGUUAUUAAAAUAACAGAAGAGGAGUGCGUGUUCCUUGGGAAGUUUUGUCAGUUCAUCAUCAUCUUUUACAAAUCUCAGGGGGAUGAAUGUGGGCGGUGCAUAUGGAGAUUCCCACCAUGCACGGUCUACUUCAACUCCUAUUACAGCCAAACCUGGCAAAAGAAAAAUUUUAAGGUCCCAUUUUUAUCUAACACUAUAACAUAACAUCAUUCUCUUCACCUGUAGCAUUGGUGAUUAACCACUCCAGUAGUCCAGUUCCACAGCCUACACUCACUAUCAGAGGAAUGUUUUCAUCUUUCAUUGUUUUUCCUAUGAAUAAUAAAUCCUCUUCUGUUGGCUGCACCCACAACAGAUGUCUGAAGCAUGAAGUACAUUCCCCAUGAUCCACAUUCAACAGUGAGAGAAUAUUUCUCCAGUCUCCUGGAAAAAGAUGACACUUUAGUUGUGGAAGAGUAUUACAAUGCAUGAUACCUCAACUGCAUCCAGAAUAUAACAAAUACAAAGGUUGCAACCUGAUACGCAGAUUUGUAUGAACUAAAUGUAAUAACAUCAGUAAUCGUUGUAAAGAAAUGCGCCCAUCUUCUUUCUUUUGUACUGUACUGUUUUUCACCAGCACUACUUAAAAUGUACAGUCUUAUUUCAUAAGUGAAUCCACAGCUCUCUCUAUCUAUCUAUCCCACUUUCUCUCUCUCUCUCUCUCUCUCUCUCUCUCACACACACACACACACACACACACACACACACACACACACACACACACUGUUUGGUAGGUAAUGUUUGGAAUAAUAAAUCACAGCAGAGGGAAAUUUUGUGACCAUUCAAUGUUUAUUCUGCCAAUGCUAUUCUGUGUUACACCUUUAGUCUCACCAGCAGUAAUCUCAACGGGGAGAACAUUUUUUUCUUUAUUUCAUGUAAUGUGUUAACUGCUAUGUAUGAACAGGCUUUGAGAGAAUUACCCUUGAUCUCUAGUUUCACAAUUUGUGUAACCAUGACAGUUUAAAAACACAUUUGACGUUAAAAUAAUUGGAAAUUUCUAUGGUAAAGUUACCUCAGAAACAGAGAAACUUUGCCAAUAUGCUAAAAUCUGUGGAAACUCUAAAAACUGCAAAGGAAAAGAUAUUUAAACUAUGUAAAAUUUGUGUUCAAAGAUGUGAAACAAGAUCUCUUUUGCCAUUGAAAUGAAAGGACUUGUUUGAAGCUCUCUGCUCACUCAUUACAGCUUUUUUAAUAUAAGCACUUAAUUCUUUUCAGUGGUUCUAAGUGGAAUAUUACAUCUUUUAGCUGCUUUCCGCUGAUCAUUUCCCUACUAACCAUUGCAGAGACAGCAGGUCACAGAGUAAUACCAUCAUGGUUUUGAUACUUGUGGACUCCCAGCCUGGUCCAAUGUGCACCUUAGAAUUUUAAAAACAUGUAAAACAAAACAAAAUAUAUAAGAUAUGAUGAAGGAAAGUGUGUGAAAAGUUGAGAAAUUCUGGAAUGGCAAAGUUGUCCUACUUCCACCAAACUUGCUGGUACAAUUUAACCAAAUUAUAUUAAUGCAUCACAAUACUUACAUCUAAAUGUGAUUUGAAAGACAAUUACAUGCUCUGCUAAGCAAGUCAAAUAGUUUAUACUCAAAUACGAAAGAAUGAGCAUGGCAAGACAAUUUUAUAGGGGGGAAAAUCCUUCUCUUGGUAGAAGCAAAACACCAAAAAACAAUUGUAAACAUGUGUCAGUAUUGAAAAUAUGCAUAAUGGCCAUUGUUAAAUGUCUUCUUUGUAUGAUGCAAACACUGGUGUCUCUAUUGGUUAGUUCAGGAACUUCGCAAAGUGCCAAAUGCAACAGUUUUCAAAAGUGGCAAGGUUGUCACAGUCAACCAUACAUUUUCCAUUUUGUUUGUGGUUUCACUGCGUACUCAGCAACUCCUCUUGUCACAAAAACACUACUACUUUAUACCUGUGGUUAAGGGAAAGAUUUUUAAAUUCCAUUUUACACUAAAUGAAAAUAGACAGUGUGACAAUUGUGUAUUUUAAGCCUUGUGUAAUCAAGUUGUAUGAUUCAUAUAAAGCAAUAGUGAAAUUUAAAAUUUGUUAAAGACAAGUCUGGACAAUGUACCUGUGUCUUCCACAGUGGGCACAUGGCAGUAUUGCUCUCUAUCAUGUGCUCGAUUUGUAACUAUGUAAAGUUCUGUAUUAUAGAACUGACUGUUGAUUAGAAUAUACAUAUUAAUAUUAUCCUUUUUAACACUUGCCAUUACAAAUUUAAAACUGUUACAAUGUACCUUUCAGUAUUAUUGUGUUGGUAUUUGUUAAUAAAACUGUACAUUAUGUUGA